Molecule: messenger RNA, 964 nt
Organism: Molossus molossus (Pallas's mastiff bat)
Lineage: Eukaryota; Metazoa; Chordata; Mammalia; Chiroptera; Molossidae
Gene: MMACHC
Product: metabolism of cobalamin associated C
Exons: 4
Coding region: 3-848 (281 amino acids)
Biological process (GO): cobalamin metabolic process
Cellular component (GO): cytoplasm
Molecular function (GO): cyanocobalamin reductase (cyanide-eliminating) (NADP+) activity; demethylase activity; FAD binding
Source: RefSeq, a predicted model, not a curated record
GUAUGGAGCCGCAAGUCGCAGAGCUGAAGAAGAAGAUUGAGGACACGUUGUGCCCUUUUGGCUUCGAGGUUUACCCCUUCCAGGUGGCAUGGUACAAUGCACUCCUACCUCCAGUCUUCCACCUGCCCCUGCCAGGACCUACCCUGGCCUUCCUGGUACUCAGCACACCUGCUAUGUUUGACCGGGCCCUCAAACCCUUCCUGCAGAGCUGCUGCCUCCAACCACUGACUGACCCUGUGGACCAAUGUGUAGCCUACCACCUGGGCCGUGUUAGAGAGAGCCUCCCAGAGCUGCAGAUGGAAGUUAUCGCUGACUAUGAGGUACACCCCAACCGGCGCCCCAAGAUUCUGGCCCAGACGGCAGCACAUGUGGCAGGGGCUGCUUACUACUACCAACGACACGAUGUAGAGGCUGACCCCUGGGGGACCCAGCAUAUAUCAGGUGUGUGCAUACAUCCCCGAUUUGGGGGCUGGUUUGCCAUCCGAGGCGUAGUGCUGCUGCCAGGAAUAGAGGUGCCACAUCUGCUGCCCACUAAACCCCUCGACUGUGUACCAAGAAGAACUGACCGAAUCGCUUUGCUUGAAAGCUUCAACUUUCAUUGGCGUGACUGGGCUUACAGGGAUGCUGUGAUACCUGAGGAACGCUACUCAGAAGAACAGAAGGCCUACUUUUCCAGUCCACCUGCUCAACGCUUGGCCUUGUUGGGCUUGGCCCAACCCUCAGAGGAGCCUAGCUCUGCAUCCCCUGAGCUUCUCUUUACCACACUCAUACCUAAGCCCCAGAAUCUCAGCAGAGUCAAGGGAUGGCUAAGCCCCAAGGUCUCACCACCUGCAUCCCCUGACCCUUGAUACCCUCCUCCCUGUGGGAUCCUUAUUUAUACCAAUGGUACCUGCUAAGACUUGGCUUUGGCAAGGCAAGGUUUUAUUUUGGGUAAAAGAUAAUUACUUUUGAUAAAAGCAUUAUA